Molecule: messenger RNA, 524 nt
Organism: Pocillopora meandrina
Lineage: Eukaryota; Metazoa; Cnidaria; Anthozoa; Scleractinia; Pocilloporidae
Source: the annotation of a GenBank genome assembly
AUGUCAUCAUGUACCUGGGAGCCUGCCCUCCAUCUAUCUAAUUAUAAAGAGCUUGUCAAGAAAGAUGAAUUAUUACCGCAACAACAUAAUUUUUCAGUUCAUGCCAAAAUGUAAAGAAAGCUUAAAAAAGAUGAAGUUGAUAUAGGUCCUUUAGAACAAGACAUGCUUUUUAGCUGACCUCCAAUAUUUAAAACACCUUGUUUUUUUAUUAUAAGAAUAGUAAACAUAAGCUGAAAAAUUUAGUUGAUUUGUUAAGAUCGUUUUAAACGAAUUUUUUUUGUCUAAUAAAUCUGUUUUCUGAAUCUCUUCUAGACUUUAUCAAAAGCCUCCACAGCCCUCAGAAAGAGAAAUUGCUUCAACAUUUAUAGGCUUUUAUCUGGCAGUCAAGUCACCUUUAAAAUCAAAUGCUGUCAAAGUGCAGCACGCUUGCAAAGUUAACAUAGGCAGAGCAUGAUGUCUAUCGAUAUUUUUUAACUGCAAAGGAAUAUCGUCAAGGGAUUCUAAAUACACCAUGCUCAGCUUAA